Molecule: messenger RNA, 1728 nt
Organism: Saccharomycopsis crataegensis
Lineage: Eukaryota; Fungi; Ascomycota; Saccharomycetes; Ascoideales; Saccharomycopsidaceae
Gene: TAF6
Product: TATA-binding protein-associated factor TAF6
Exons: 1
Coding region: 1-1728 (575 amino acids)
Biological process (GO): RNA polymerase II preinitiation complex assembly; transcription initiation at RNA polymerase II promoter
Cellular component (GO): transcription factor TFIID complex; SLIK (SAGA-like) complex; SAGA complex
Molecular function (GO): transcription coactivator activity; protein heterodimerization activity; RNA polymerase II general transcription initiation factor activity
Source: RefSeq, a predicted model, not a curated record
AUGGCUCCUCCAGUAUCGAUGCCCGCGUCCAACUCAUUGUGGUCGCCUCUCGACACCGUGAAGGAUGCUGCCGAGUCUUUGGGGAUCGCCAACCUUCCGAACGACGUGGGAAACGUCGUGGCCAUGGAUGUCGAAUAUAGAAUCUUCCAGAUCACUGAACAGGCCCUUAAGUUCAUGAGACAUUCAAAGAGAAAGACCCUCCUCACCAAAGAUAUCAAUAAAGCCCUUAAAGUUCUCAAUGUUGAACCAUUAUACGGCUACGGGAACAAUAUCAGCAAUGGCAAUGGGAAACCAUUGUCAUUCAAACAGGCACUAGUGGGACCUGGCCAAACCUUGUAUUAUCUUGAUGAAAACCAAAUGGAUUUUGAAAAAUUGAUCAAUACCCCACUACCAAAGAUCCCAAGAUUGGUGACCUUCACUGCACAUUGGUUGGCCAUCGAAGGGGUGCAACCAAACAUUCCUCAAAACCCAUCACUUAAUGAAAUCAAGUCAUUGCCAGCGAAUGAGCGUGGAUCAAUGCAGAACUUAAUCAUCAAUACCAACUCGAUAUCCGAAGAAUCUGCUAAAAAUUCUACCUCCAAUGGUCCAUCGGGCAACAGAAAUGGGAAAUUCGACACCAAUAACAAUGGAUUAUCGGCAAAACCAUUAAUUAAGCAUGUCAUCUCCAAAGAACUCCAACUUUAUUUCAACAAGAUCAUCCUGGUGUUAACCUCCUCACCGGUUAACAAUCCAGAAUACGAAUACUUGAAAAAUGCGGCGCUUGUAUCAAUGAGAUCAGACCCUGGAUUACACCAACUAGUGCCAUAUUUUAUCCAAUUCAUUUCCGAAACCAUCACCAAUAACUUGAAUGAUAUUUCUCUUUUGCACAUCAUGCUAGAAUCAAUCUACUCGUUGUUAUUGAACGAAAAUAUUUUCCUCGAUCCGUAUAUCCACGCACUUUUACCAUGUAUUUUAACCUUAUUAUUAGCGAAGAAAAUUGGGAAAUUGCCGACCUCAGCAAACCAAAUUAAAGUAGUGGAGGCCAAUACUCUUGAAGAUUAUUUGGACGAGACUUUGGCGAUCAGAGAAUUCGCUGCUAGUUUGCUCGAUCAUAUCUUGAAGAAUUAUGGUAGUAACUACAAUACUUUGAAACCAAGAGUCGCCAGAACUCUAUUGAAGGCAUUCUUACAGUCCAGUCUUAAUGGUAAUAACAAUGAUGUCAACGAGACCAAAGAAGAAGAAACUUCCAGUAUAGAUAAAACCAAUAUUCAAAAACUUUAUAUGAAGAAUCUUUUGAGAAACUUUGGCUGUUACUACGGGGCGAUCAUUGGGAUCAAAAAGCUUGGGAAUGAAAUCAUUCGGUUAGUAUUAUUAGGGAAUCUUAAGAUUUGGUCAGAGUUUAUUUUCUUUGACACCACUCUUGAUAUCAAAUCGGAAAAUAAUAAUGAUGAUGGCGAUGUGGAAAUGGCUGAUAACGAAAGCAACGAAACCGCAGAUACAAAUAACGAUGUCUUGUCCAACAAGAUCUUCACUAGGGAGAAGAAGGUGCUUACUGGGACGAUCAUCAGUGUAUUGAAAGAAUUGAAGAAAGAUGGGAAAACAUUGAAGAAGGAAGGCUCUGAUGAACCGAAAAAGGAAGUAUCAGCCGAUAGAGUCAAGGAAACUGUUGGGGCAGGAUUCUACGAGGCGUUGCGGAAUGAAAGCGACUACGAUGAUAUUGUUGAUGGGGUGUUUUUCGGAGAGAACUGA